Arabis nemorensis is the source of this 180-nucleotide messenger RNA. The record is from the annotation of a GenBank genome assembly. NCBI's taxonomy places the organism in Eukaryota, Viridiplantae, Streptophyta, Magnoliopsida, Brassicales, Brassicaceae.
AUGACUAGUNGAUCGGAGAACACACAUAACACUAGUGGUCGAAGUCGUGGAACUACUGCUGCAGGAACAUCAUCUCGUGGAGUUGCCGGUAGAGGAAGAUUGACUCGUAGAGCUGCUGGUGUUGAAACAUGCACUCGUGGCGAUGGUACAAGCAAUACAUCUACAAGACGGAAUUCAUGA